GCGGCUUUCCAAGAGCUCAGGAUUUUUUUUUCGCCCGCCCGCCCGUUUGGUUGCACCGUUAAAAUUGCGACCUGCGCAAAAACAUAGAAAAAACCAUUCGCAACUUUUCAAAAGAUCCGGUACACGUUCACAGGCCGGUUUGUUAUUUGACUUGCCAGGCGCCCAUUUACUUUUUUUAAUCGACCGCUCUAGGGUCCUUACCCCCACCUCGGCCUCUUCAAAAUGCAGGCUCCAGUCGUGGUGAUGAACACCCAGAGUGGUGGUGAGAGGCAGACCGGGAGGAAAGCACAGUUGUCAAACAUUGCAGCAGCAAAAAUCGUCGCCGACAUUAUCCGAUCAUGCCUGGGCCCCAAGGCCAUGCUUAAGAUGCUGCUCGACCCUAUGGGCGGCAUCGUCCUCACCAACGACGGCCACGCCAUCUUGCGAGAGAUCGAGGUAUCGCACCCCGCCGCCAAGAGUAUGAUUGAGCUGAGCCGGACACAGGACGAGGAGGUCGGUGAUGGUACAACAUCCGUCAUCAUCCUCGGCGGUGAGAUUCUGGCCCAAGCCCUGCCCCAGCUGGAGCGCAACAUCCACCCUGUCGUCAUCAUCUCGGCUUUCAAGCGCGCUCUCAAGGAUGCCCUGGAGAUCAUCGACGAGAUCUCAACACCGAUAGAUAUCAACGAUGACGAGGCCAUGUAUCAGCUGAUAUCCUCUUCCAUCGGCACAAAGUUCGUAUCAAGAUGGUCCAAACUCAUGUGCAGCCUCGCGCUGAAGGCAGUCCGCACCGUAACUUGGGAGGCCGGCAGUGGAAAGCGGGAGGUGGAUAUCAAGCGGUAUGCGCGUAUCGAGAAGGUGCCUGGAGGCGAGAUCGAGGACAGCAAGGUCUUGGACGGUGUCAUGCUCAACAAGGACAUUACGCAUCCCAAGAUGCGCAGGCGAAUCGAGAACCCCCGCAUCAUCCUACUUGACUGCCCGCUCGAGUACAAGAAGGGCGAGUCUCAGACGCAGAUCGAGAUCACCAAGGAGGAGGACUGGAACAGGAUUCUUCAGAUCGAGGAGGAGCAGGUUGAGGCCAUGUGCAAGCACAUCCUAGAGCUCAAGCCCGACCUGGUGAUUACCGAGAAGGGCGUCUCCGACUUGGCACAGCACUACUUCAUGAAGGCCAACGUCACCGCCCUGAGGCGUGUGCGCAAGACAGACAACAACCGCAUAGCGAGGGCAACGGGAGCCACGAUUGUCAACCGGGUGGAGGAUCUGCAAGAGUCGGACGUUGGGACACAAUGUGGUCUCUUUGAGAUCGAAAAGAUUGGCGACGAGUACUUUACCUUCCUGACCAAGUGCAACACCCCCAAGGCAUGCACGGUGCUUCUCCGUGGUCCGUCAAAAGACAUCCUCAACGAGAUCGAGCGCAACCUGCAGGAUGCCAUGGGCGUGGCUCGCAACGUCAUGUUCCACCCGCGCCUGUCACCAGGUGGUGGUGCCACCGAGAUGGCCGUCUCUGUCCGUCUGGGUCAGCUGGCCAAGAGCAUCGAGGGAGUCCAGCAAUGGCCAUACCGCGCCGUGGCAGAGGCGCUCGAGGUCAUCCCCCGCACUCUCGUACAGAAUGCCGGCGCCAGUCCUGUGCGAGUCCUUACCGAUCUGCGCGCCAAGCAUGCAGAGAGCAAAAGCUCUUGGGGCAUCAACGGAGACACUGGUGGCCUGGCCGACAUGAAGGAGUACGGCGUCUGGGAGCCCGAGGCCAUCAAGGUGCAGAGUAUGAAGACGGCAAUCGAGGCCGCAUGUCUGCUCCUGAGAGUCGAUGAUAUUUGCAGCGCAAAGAAGGCACAGCCAGGAGUCGGAACCGGUAUGACUGGAGGCGAUGAUUAGACAAUAUUUAGACUAAGAAACAGCGCGUUUCCCCAUGGAAAAACUCGGUUCGGAUUUGGCAUGAAGCUCGUCCUCAGUUGCUCAAACUACUUCGGAAAAAUAAAAUAAAAAAGUAGGAGGAGGAUGUGCUGAAAGCUGGCACCCCAUUGUGUUUGACUGGUAGGUGCCGAUGCUGGAGUUCAAGGUAGACAAAAAGGCCACUGUUUAGUGAUAGAAUUCCCUCAUGGCCUGUGCUUCCUGGAGCAUGCUGUAAAUGCGAUCAACGUCUCAAGGGCAUCAUAUUAUUUCAGUCAUCGUCGUGUAUCACUAUACCGGGAGUCUGUGCAGAGCCUGGGGUACCGUUCCCAUUGCUGGCCUCGGCUCUAGCCGUCUCUGCGGCCGCCGCCAUGACGGCACUGAUGGGCUGCAGACCAGCAUCGGAGCCUUCAUUUUUGCCAUCGCCACCGCCAUCACCGUCACCGCUAUCAUCGCCACCACUUUUCGCAGCUUUGGCCGCCUCUGUAUUCGACUUUGACUUGUCGGCCUGUAUAGCCCGAAGCUUUGCGGCCUUUUUCUUUUCCCUCUUCUCCCUGUUCUUCCUCGUCUUUUCGUCGUCCUUGGUCCCAUUCUCCGCCCUCCUCCUCUCAAACUCUUGCUUCUCCUGCUCCUUCUUCAACUCCUCGUCCAUGACCCUGAGGCGCUCAUUCUCACGCCGCCUGCUGGCCUUGUAGACGUGGAACUCGCCCGAGCCGGCACCGGCGCUGGAGCCCUGGACGUUGGUGACGAUCUCGGGGGGAGCGGCGAGCCUAGGCUUCUUGUCGCCGGUCGGGAAGCGUAUCUCCUGGUCGGGCUUGGCGAAAAGGGCGUCGAGGUGCGCGGCCUGCUCCGAGACCGGGGUCAGGGCGCGCUUCUUGGUCGGGCGUUUGGAGCGCGGGUCGGCCGACGUCGGGACACUUUCCGGUCCCUCGCCAGACAUUGUGGGUUAAAUGUUGUUUCGGGCGGCCGUUAAAAAAGAGACAAAAAAAAAUCCUUUUCUUUCUUUUUUUGUUUCUUGUUGGGGUUGCUUUGCCUUGGAUCGAUCACACACAUGCGCAAGUGCGCGUGCAGGGGACGAGGAAUGUGAUUAAACGCGCGCGCGCGUAAUUCUUCUUCUUCUUCAGGAUGGAAUUG
Messenger RNA from Pyricularia grisea, 2997 nucleotides. RefSeq lists its product as uncharacterized. The transcript has 4 exons. Lineage: Eukaryota; Fungi; Ascomycota; Sordariomycetes; Magnaporthales; Pyriculariaceae. Gene Ontology annotation, molecular function: ATP hydrolysis activity; ATP binding; ATP-dependent protein folding chaperone. Gene Ontology annotation, biological process: protein folding. The coding region runs from base 223 to 1848 and encodes 541 amino acids. The record is from RefSeq and is a predicted model, not a curated record. Gene Ontology annotation, cellular component: chaperonin-containing T-complex.